CUGUGGUUCGUUAAAGGAAAAAAAAUCUGUUCGUUUCCCACGAGCGUCCGUCGGCCAUGCACUUUUUAACGUUUUAUUCGAUUUUCUUGUAUCUCCUUUUUUGUCGGUCAACAUCUUCGAAAAAUUAUGACAUUCGGGAGCUUUUGCGGAAAAAACGCUCGCUCCUGUUUCCCAAUCCUUUGGAAAGCGAGACCAAAGUUCAGGUACGAGACUCCGUCACAAUUUUUUCGUUAUUUAUUGAAUUUUUUUCAUUGCAAUUGCAAAAUUGCAGUUGCCCAUUUCAAAAUUUUCCAAAAAUCAAGCAAAAACAUUCUUGUUACUUUUUUAUUCACAAUAAUUAAACUUUUUGUGCUUCAGGUUUUAUUCGGUCUCGGCUUACCGAUGGAAGGAGAAGUUUCCAUGACACUCGGCUACGUACUUAAAUGCAACUAUCGUCUUCCUUACAACGCUUCCGACUUUAGUGACGGCCCGUACGUACGAUAUGCCAGAGCCACUCAUCCUGACAAUCUCAACUUGCCUCAGGCCUCCCCAGAAACCGGAGCCGUCUCGCGUUGGAGUUUAUACCGGAUGCUGGCGAUGGCGUUGGAGCCGGGAGGAUCGAGGGGGAAAGCUUGUGUUCUGCGGGCGGUUUGCGAGUCGGCGGAGUCUCCGCUCGGUGAGGGUGUGCUGAGCGAAAUUUUGCAUGUGUUUCUGACACCGUCGACAACUUCCGAGGAAUACGAAAUUUAUGGGGACCGGGAGUACGACGCUGCGGAAAAAAUCGGGAGGCAUUCCAGCGGCGAUGCUUGUCAAAUCGUCUAUCACGAGUGUCCCUACAGCCCCUUAAAUUACUUCACGACCGAGAGGGUGUUUUGAGGCUCAACGAUUUCUCUCAGGAUUCGAUGACGUCUCCGGAAGCUCGGGAUAAAUAUUUUCCCUUGUAUCAAGAUUUUCCAUCACUUUUUCAUCGACGAACGUCGUGUGAUUCUUGCCAGAAUUUUUGAGGGUGCGAAUAAACG
Molecule: messenger RNA, 998 nt
Organism: Venturia canescens
Lineage: Eukaryota; Metazoa; Arthropoda; Insecta; Hymenoptera; Ichneumonidae
Exons: 2
Coding region: 127-855 (242 amino acids)
Source: RefSeq, a predicted model, not a curated record